CCAUUGCUUUCCUGACACAAGAUCCCAGCAUGCAGCAUCUACUAUUACUUUGCCUUCUCACUGUAACCUGUGAUGGCUUCAGGAGGAUAUCACUCAAGAGGAUGCCUUCCAUUCGUGAGACACUGAGGGACAUGGGUGUGAAAUUAACGGACGUUUUCCCUGAGAUGAAGUUGAUGGCGUCUGGGAACAAAAUAUUCACCAACAAGACUGCCCCCACAGAGCUCACAAACUACCUGGAUACUCAGUAUUUUGGGGAGAUCAAAAUCGGCUCUCCUCCGCAGACAUUCAAAGUGGUGUUUGAUACAGGAUCUGCCAAUAUGUGGGUGCCAUCCCGCAGCUGCUCUCCACUUUACAGUGCAUGUGUGUCACACAACCAAUAUGACUCCUCAAAAUCCCAAACCUAUAUUAAGAAUGGAACAGGCUUCUCCAUACAGUAUGGAUCUGGGGGAGUGAAGGGAUUCCUGAGCCAGGACCUUGUCAUUGUUGCAGAAAUUCCGGUGAUCCAGGUUUUUGCCGAAGCCACUGCCCUCCCAGCAUUGCCCUUUAUUUUUGCACGCUUUGAUGGGGUGUUGGGGAUGGGAUUCCCAAACCAAGCUAUUGAUGGAAUUACCCCAGUCUUUGACCAAAUCGUGUCUGAGGGAGUUCUAGAGAAGGAAGUCUUUUCUGUGUAUUACAACCGGGAUAUCCACUUGAUGAAAGGUGGAGAGAUCAUCCUGGGUGGUUCAGACUCCGAAUAUUACACAGGAAGCUUUGACUAUCUUGAACUCGAAAAGAAAGGAUACUGGCAAAUCAGUAUGAAGGGGGUGUCAGUUGGAGCAGAUCUCCUGUUCUGCAAGGAUGGGUGCUUGGCAGCAAUAGACACAGGAGCAUCUUACAUAACAGGUCCUGCUGGUUCUGUGUCAGUUCUUAUGAAAGCUAUCGGCGCCACGGAAUUAGCAGAAGGACAGUAUAUUGUGGACUGUGAUAAAGUUUCCCAGCUCCCUGACAUAUCGUUCCAUAUGGGGGGGAAAAAGUACACUCUCAAAGGACCAGCAUACAUCCUGCAGCAAUCCCAGUUUGGAGAAGAAGUCUGUUCUGUAACAUUCUCUGCAUUGGACAUCCCUCCUCCUACAGGGCCUCUGUGGAUUCUUGGGGCCACCUUCAUAGGUCAAUAUUACACUGAAUUUGACAGACGUAAUAAUCGUAUUGGAUUUGCUACAUCCCGGAGCGUAGAAGGAAAAUGAGUUAUUCCCAUUGCCGUCAGAAAAGGCACAGAUAUACCCUGCUGUUCCCAUAGACGCAAAAUUAAAAAUGUAAAAGCUGUUGAAAUGUAGUAAACAAAUUUGU
Messenger RNA from Pelobates fuscus (common spadefoot toad), 1326 nucleotides. RefSeq names its product renin (gene REN). Lineage: Eukaryota; Metazoa; Chordata; Amphibia; Anura; Pelobatidae. Gene Ontology annotation, molecular function: aspartic-type endopeptidase activity. Gene Ontology annotation, biological process: angiotensin maturation. The coding region runs from base 30 to 1223 and encodes 397 amino acids. The record is from RefSeq and is a predicted model, not a curated record. The transcript is spliced from 9 exons.